Malus domestica (apple) is the source of this 1494-nucleotide messenger RNA. RefSeq names its product pentatricopeptide repeat-containing protein DOT4, chloroplastic-like. The record is from RefSeq and is a predicted model, not a curated record. Gene Ontology annotation, biological process: RNA modification. Gene Ontology annotation, cellular component: intracellular membrane-bounded organelle. Lineage: Eukaryota; Viridiplantae; Streptophyta; Magnoliopsida; Rosales; Rosaceae. Gene Ontology annotation, molecular function: protein binding; RNA binding.
AUGGAAGCCCUUCUAUCCGCCCAAAUCCAGCGCUUGAUCGUCACCGAGAACCCAAUCAACACCGCCCACUACAAGCACUCCCGAAAUGCUAAACCCACCACGAAGGUGGCCGUCACCCACAAGGUGUUCGACAAAAUGCCCCACUCAGAUACCUUCGCAUGGAACAGACUUAUCCAGACCCAUAUCGCCAAUGCCGACUUCCUCCAUGCCCACGCUCACAAGCUCGGCUGCUCUGGUGACCGGUACGUGGUUGCUGCUCUCAUUGAGUUGUACGGUCGCCUCGACACCGCGGACUCCGCGAAAGGGCUGUUUGACAAGUCCCUGGUUAAGGACUCUGUUUCAUGGACAAUGCUGGCCAGGCUGUACAUUACGGAAGGUAAACCCGGCAAGGCGGUUCAUGUGUUUGAGAGAAUGGUGGAGUCCGGAGCACAGAUAGAUUUUGUGGCUGUGGCGACGGCGGCUGGUGCCUGUGGCAUGUUGAGAUCGUUGAUUGAUGGAACAAAAGUCCACAGGGUUGCCAAGGAACGUGGAUUGGAGUAUGAUGUGUUGGUGAGCAAUACCCUCUUGAAAAUAUACAUGGACUGUGGCUGUAUCGACGAAGCUUGGGCAGUUUUCAACCAAAUACCGGAGAAAGAUGUCAUUUCUUGGACAGAAAUGAUUCAUGCCAAUGUGAAGAGGGGAUGCUUCAAUGAGGGUCUUAAGCUGUUUAGGCAGAUGGUUGGAGACGGGGUGAAACCUGAUCCGCUCUCGGUCUCUAGUGUUCUCCCAGUAUGCGCAAGAAUGUCUGCAGGUAAACAUGGCAAAGAGACUCAUGGAUUCUUGCUGCGACAUGGCAUUCGAAUGAAUCUCACCGUUCUGAAUGCUCUUAUGGACAUGUAUGUCAAGUCGGGAUUUAUCAAAUCAGCUGCAAAAGUUUUUGCCAGGUCGAAGUACAGAGAUCUUGUUUCGUGGACAGUGAUGAUAACUGGGUACAGCUUACACGGACAAGGAAAGAUCGGAGUAGAUUUAUUCUGCCAAAUGGAGAAGGAAACGAGUACACAGAUCGAUGAAAUCACCUAUGCUGCUGUCCUUCAUGCUUGCGUUGCAGCACGCAUGGUCGAGGAAGGGAAGUUUUACUUCAACUGCAUCAAGACACCUACAGUUGCACAUUGUGCUUUGUUCGUAACUCUUCUAUCGCGUUCUGGGCUGUUUUAUGAGGCAAAGAACUUUAUUGCCGAUAAAAAGACCGCAUCGGAUCCCGUCAUGCCUGAACAAGAGCUCAAGGACUACGAGAUCAACCUUAAGGAUUGCAGGCCCAUGGUGCUCGACACCCUCUUCAUGCUUUUCUCGUCAAAAUCACCUCGCCAGUACCUGCACCAGUAUCUUAAAACUCCUCGAGGUCCUGCCAUGGCGUCUCUGUCCGACAUCAAGGCUGCACCACUCUUCUCUUGCACCGUCCUCCGUCUCUCGCCUCGCAGCUGCCACCAACUUCAAAGACCGCUGUCAAACGACUAG